AUGGGAAGCGCAAAAAGUGUGCCGAGAAAGAUAACGAUAGAUAAUCCGGAAGAUGCGACCAUCAUCAAAGUGACCGAGAACGUCGUAGAACGCUUGCAAGACAUGAAAACACCGAAGACGCCGACUGCGACCGCGACCAGCGAUCAAUCUCCGUUGCCACCAAAGUCGCUCUCGUCUGCGUCUGCCGACAACGUAACAACGGCGGCGACCGUUUACGUCACUUCGCAUCAAAUACGAAAUCAAAUCGACGCGGCGAUCGAUAACAAUAACGCGUAUUGGGAAAAUCGGGUGAAAGCGCUUCGCGAAGGCUACAGCCGGAUAAACGCCGAACUGAAAAACGAAUACGAUAGAGCUCUGGUCGAAGUCAAGCAGUCGUGGGGAAAACCGUACACGGUCAACGAGAAAGAUGAUACGCAAUCUUGCAAAAACACCCAACAGGAAGUGAUAAAAUGCUACAAUUCGAACCGAGAUCGAUCGCUCUUGUGCUACGAACAAGUGAAACAUUUCAAUCAGUGCGUUUCUAAUCAAACUAGCGUUUUGUUGAAAGCCAACUAGUUGGCACGCGGCAUUAUUCCUUAAGAUAUUUUUGUAAGUAGGUGUAAUCGUUUCAUGUAGCUAAUUACAUAUUACUUUUUCUUUCCGUCUUGCGAAAAAAUAAAAAGGUGUAUCUAUCCUAGGUGUCAAAAGAUAUUGUUACGAAUCAACGUUGUAAAACGAUUCAAAUUCAAAUAAAUGUAUAAUAAUAUCGUC
Planococcus citri (citrus mealybug) is the source of this 750-nucleotide messenger RNA. RefSeq names its product Coiled-coil-helix-coiled-coil-helix domain containing 3 (gene Chchd3). Gene Ontology annotation, cellular component: MICOS complex. Gene Ontology annotation, biological process: inner mitochondrial membrane organization. NCBI's taxonomy places the organism in Eukaryota, Metazoa, Arthropoda, Insecta, Hemiptera, Pseudococcidae. The transcript has a single exon. The record is from RefSeq and is a predicted model, not a curated record. Bases 1 to 555 code for a protein of 184 amino acids.